GUCCCGCCGGCGGCAGGCGGGCCUGGAAUGUGCGAGGGGCGUGGUGAUGGCCCCUGCCGCCGGCCUCUUUGCGCAACACCUUGGCUACAAAUACCCGGGCCGCCGCGCUCCACCUGGGUGCCUCCUUCGGUCCAUUACCUGCGCGCCGAGCGCUGACCAUGGCUCCUUGGCCAGAGGUGGAAAAUGCCCAGCCCAACCCCAGUAAAUACAUCGAAGGGACCAGCAGGGCUGGGAAAGACAAGGAGACGACGGACAAAAAUGGCACCGGGAUCAUUCUGACCAAGAUGGAACUUCUGCCCUCGCACUCCUCCGUGGCCCUGAUUGAGGAGCCCACAAAGGAGCCCACAAAGGAGCCUGCAGUUGUGGAAGACCCCUGGGACCUGCCCGAGCUUAAGCCCCAGGGGAUCAAGUGGUCAGAGAGGGACACCAAAGAGAAGAUUCUGUGUGUCUUCCAAGGGAUUGGGAAGCUCAUCCUGCUUCUGGGAUCCCUCUACUUGUUUGUGUGCUCCUUGGACGUGCUCAGCAGUGCCUUCCAGCUGAUUGGAGGAAAGGUGGCUGGGAAGUUCUUCAAAAACAACUCUAUCCUGUCCAACCCCAUGGCGGGGCUGGGGAUUGGGAUGCUGGUGACCGCCAUGGUGCAGAGCUCCAGCACCUCCACGUCCAUCGUCGUCAGCAUGGUGGCCUCCUCGCUGCUGACGGUGCGGGCCGCCAUCCCCAUCGUCAUGGGAGCCAACAUCGGGACCUCGAUCACCAACACCUUCGUGGCGCUCAUGCAGGCAGGAGACCGGACCGUGUUCAGAAGGGCUUUCGCUGGGGCCACCGUCCACGACUUCUUCAACUGGCUGUCCGUGCUGGUGCUGCUGCCCGUGGAGGCCACCACCCAUUACCUAGAGAUUGUGACCAGCCUGAUCGUGGAUUCCUUCCGCCUGAAAAACGGAGAAGAUGCCCCAGCGUUUCUGAAAGUCAUCACAGAUCCCCUUACAAAGCUAAUCAUCCAGCUGGAUAAAAAAGUCAUCAGCCAAAUCGCAAUGAACGAUGAAGCAGCUCAAAACAAGAGUCUGAUCAAGAUUUGGUGCAAGACCUUCACCAACGUGACUCAGAUGAAUGUCACCGUCCCCUCCGAAGAGAACUGCACCUCCCCCUCCCUCUGCUGGACAGAUGGUUUCCACACCUGGACCAUCGAGAACGUGACCCACCAGGAGAAUGUUGCCAAGUGCCGCCACAUCUUCAUGAACGCCGGCCUCACUGAUGCUAUUGUCGGCGUCAUUCUGCUGGUGGUGUCCGUGCUGCUGCUUUGUGGCUGUCUGGUGGUGAUCGUCAAGCUCCUGGACUCGAUGCUCGGGGGGCAAGUAGCUGUUGUCAUCAAGAAGACCAUCAACACCGAUUUGCCUUUUCCCUUUGCCUGGCUGACCGGCUACCUGGCUAUCCUUGUGGGGGCAGGCAUGACCUUCCUUAUACAGAGCAGCUCCGUGUUCACGUCUACCUUGACCCCGCUGAUAGGUAUUGGCGUGAUCACCAUUGAGAGGGCGUAUCCCCUCACGCUGGGCGCCAACAUCGGCACCACCACCACCACCAUUAUGGCUGCCUUGGCCAGCCCAGGCAGUAGACUGAGGAGCUCACUCCAGAUUGCCCUGUGCCACUUUUUCUUCAACAUCACAGGCAUCUUGCUGUGGUACCCAAUCCCGUUCACCCGCCUGCCCAUCCGCCUGGCCAAGGGGCUGGGCAACAUCUCAGCUAAGUACCGCUGGUUUGCCGUCUUCUACCUGGUCGGCGUCUUCUGCCUAACCCCGAUGACAGUGUUCGGCCUCUCGCUGGCCGGGUGGCCAGUGCUGGUGGGCGUGGGGGUGCUCGUCAUUCUCGUGAUCCUCCUGGUGGUGGUGCUCAAGCUCCUACAGUCCCGCUGCCCACGCGUCCUGCCCAGUAAGCUCCAGACCUGGAACUUCCUGCCCUUGUGCAUGCGCUCACUGCAGCCCUGGGACCGGUUGGUCUCUCUGGUCACCCUCUGCUGCACGAACCCGUGCUGCUGCUGCUGCCGCGUCUGCUGCCGUGCCUGCUGUCUGCUGUGCUGCCCCAGGAGCUGCCGCUGCAGCAAGUGCUGCCAGGACCUGGAGGAGGUGCCAGACAUCCACAUCAAGGCCCCCGAGGCCUUCAGUAACACCGCCAUGGUGGGAGAGGGGCAGGAUGGGGUCCCUAAGUCCCAAGCGAAUGCCCUGGACACAAACACCAUCUCCAGCAGCACGGCCUUUUAGCAGCUGCCCCAAGACAGGAGGAGGGGCCCCCAAGUCCCACGUGCUCCCUCCUGGUUCUGCAUGCCACUCUCCACCUCGCUGAGAAAUGGCAUCGACGUCAGCCCUGACUCAUUCCCCUUUGCACUGCCGCAGCUAGAAAAAGGAUCCCAACACCCACCCACCCCUGCACGCAGCUGGGUUGGCCAAUAGAACGUAUUUUCAGACUCAAACCAUCCUUUUCUGAAGUCCUAAAGGAGGGAUUUGUGGGGGGAUUGUCAAAGACGCAUUCGUACACACAUGCUCUUGUAAUAAAAGUCUCCUUUUACCUAAGACUGGCUUCAACUAAAGGCAGCUGGCCCUCAGGUAUCCUUGCCCCAGAGCAGCCCAGGUCAGAGGGAAUGGACCUUGGAGAACACAGGUGUGGGCCUUUUUCUUUUCCUAGGGCUCCCCACGUUCCCUGACAAGGUUUUCUCACCUGGGCAGGUAGGGGCUAGCCCAAGCAUUGUACCAGCUGUGCCCUCGAGUUUCCAGGAUGGGAGCCACAUGGGAGCUGCGGAAAGAUCCGGGAUGCACUUUGGCUCACCUGUUGCUUCGGCCUCCUAAGAGGAGGGCGGUCCUGUUCCUGAGCUGGGCAGAUGGAGGGUGAGAGCAAAGCCGUUCAGCAGUGGCAAGCUCGGGGGGUGGGGAGGGCUGGGGAGAGGACUAUCUGCUAAAAGGGCCAAGGGCUCUUUUUAAUUUGGCUAUUUUGGAAGCCAAAUUGACCAUUAUAGCUCAAGCCUGGAGCCACUCUGGGUCAGAUUAAAAUCAUCCCCGUUGAGUCUUCUGGAUUCAGGUUCUGAGUCCCCCCCCCCAGCCACUGCCUUGAGUCCCGGGAAUCACCUGAGCACGGGGCAGUUCUACAUACCUGUCUCCUUGCUCCGUGUGCAAGGUGACUGUGCCAGCUUCCUUCCAUCCUUCCACCCCUCCACUCUUUCCAAACACCCUCCCAUAUACCCAUAGACUCACGAGCUUGACUCCCUGCCCUCGCUUGAGGCCUGCGGAGCUACCUUUUCUCCGAGGGUGGAAGUGAGGGCCUGGCCGGACUCCUGCAGAACCUUGGUCAUCUAGUGGCAGUAGGGCCUCGUGUGUCUGCUGGUCUAAGGGCUGUGCUUCUUGCCCCAGAAGCCUUCCGUGCCUUCUAGAUCCCCUGUUGUGUUUCGUCCUCCUUCACUCCCCGCAGCUCCUCACCUCCCGAGCUCCCGAGCUCCCUGGAGAGUGAGCUUUUAACCAAGUCUGGGGGAGGCAGGGGGCGGGGCCACCACGCUCCCAAUCAUAGCAGGUUGGGAUACCAAACCGAGCCCUCCCCUGACCUUCGCCCAUGUAGAUACAGAUUCUCUCAUGGCUACUCAUGCUCCAUAUUUAUCAUUGUGUGCCUGUACAGUGCUUGCUUUUGCUUUUUCUUUUUGUAAGUUAUAUAGUGAAUGCAUGAUAUGUUUUGGGUUCUCAUUUGGAAAUGU
Phyllostomus discolor (pale spear-nosed bat) is the source of this 3724-nucleotide messenger RNA. It is a transcript of the gene SLC34A2, whose product is annotated as solute carrier family 34 member 2. The transcript has 13 exons. The coding region runs from base 159 to 2249 and encodes 696 amino acids. Gene Ontology annotation, biological process: sodium-dependent phosphate transport; intracellular phosphate ion homeostasis. Lineage: Eukaryota; Metazoa; Chordata; Mammalia; Chiroptera; Phyllostomidae. Gene Ontology annotation, molecular function: sodium:phosphate symporter activity. The record is from RefSeq and is a predicted model, not a curated record. Gene Ontology annotation, cellular component: brush border; apical plasma membrane; vesicle.